ACUCUGAGUCAGCAUAGACGAUCUUUGACGCGGCGUGUUUCCUGGCAAUGUUCCUGUCUGUUGAAGGAAGUUCAAUCCGAUCGAAUCAUGGCUGGAGAGUCAAAUCUGGACUCUUCCUUGUUGGACUCUUGUAUUUUCUGUUCUAUAGCCAGUGAACAGGACAAAGAGGCGAAAAUUCUCGCAAAGACUGAUGAGAUACUGUGUUUUAGGGACAUCGAUCCAGCAGCACCUCACCACUACCUGGUCAUACCCAGGGAGCACAUACACAGUUGCCUAUCUCUACAGAGGAAACAUAUCAACCUCAUUAAAAAAAUGGCUGAGAUGGGAAAACGUGUGCUACAAACUCAAGGGGUGACUGACAUGAACGAUAUAAGUCUGGGAUUCCACAAACCCCCUUUUAUUUCAGUCAAUCACCUCCACCUUCACGUGAUCGCCCCCAGCAGUCAAAUAUGCGACUUUAUGAUUUAUAAAUUUAUUCCAGGGACGGAAAGCUUUAUUUUGCAGGAAAAAGAUCUACGGAAACGUUUGGAGAAAAGUGAAAAACAACAGAACGCAAAGUCACUGAAUUGCUUUUCAUGGUGAUGGCAAAGGAUUAUAAGGAUUUUUAAAGUAUUUAUUUAUAUGUUAGACUUUUUAAACAUUGUGCCUUGAUGUUUGUGGACUUUUAGUUAAAAUAUGGAUAUAAUUGGUAAGGUACUGUAUGAAUAAUAUGAACUGUAGAUGUUUAUUAAUUUAUGUUAGGGAUAAAGAAAAAAAUAUACAUAUGAGUAGUCAGAACGGUCAGAUUAUUAAUUGUCCCAUAACAUAUCUGGGAUUUUAUUACUUUCAAUUUUUUUUAAACAGAUUAUGGUUAUGAAGGAAGCUGCAGCCAAUCCCAGCAGUUGCUGGGUAAAAGACGGGAUACAACCAAUGACCUCAAUACAUAAGAAGUAAACUCCAAAGACAUUUAUCAAGUAUUCUGUGGUUCUAUUUCUAGUUUUAGGGGUUUUGUCCUCAAAACACAAUGUUAGUUAUGUGUAUUAUGACUGAAACAUAGAGAAAUAAAUGCACAGACGUUACUUUAUCUUCUGAACAUACCCAGGUAUUUCUGAGACAGCCAGAAUCCCUUUUUAUUUCACAACUUUUACUUUGCUUUCCACAUGUCAGGUUGCCAGUCGACCACAGUCACAUCCUGUAUAUAGUAUAUGUACAGAGAAGACACCAGACAAACAAACAGUGGUUUUCUUUGGCAGUGUAGGGCAACAGCACUAACUAAUGAAUACAAUGAUGUGGGAAGUAAAAUUAUAACUGAUGUGGCCGGAGUUUGUUCAUCCUUUUCCUGCUUUUGAGCAAGGCUAUAAAUGAUACUACUGUGUUAAAAAUAUGUUCUACUGUAUUAAACAAUAUUGUGAUUAAUGGA
This is a messenger RNA of Cynoglossus semilaevis (tongue sole), 1399 nucleotides long. Its product is annotated as histidine triad nucleotide-binding protein 3-like. The transcript has 5 exons. The record is from RefSeq and is a predicted model, not a curated record. Gene Ontology annotation, molecular function: catalytic activity. The coding region runs from base 88 to 582 and encodes 164 amino acids. NCBI's taxonomy places the organism in Eukaryota, Metazoa, Chordata, Actinopteri, Pleuronectiformes, Cynoglossidae.